CGAAAUGGUGAACCCUGCUCCCAACAAAGUCCCACCCAGCCUUUCGUCCACCACAAGCCAGGCGAAUCGAGCCGACCCGGAGUCCGAAGCUUCCAUUCCCAUUUCCAGAGCGGCCCCGACGCGCGCAGCGAGAGCCGAUCAGGCGAGCGGCGAACCGAUCGGGCGCAAUGGCGAGCGCCGAGGAGCUGUGCGAGUCCGAGGUGCUGUGGCCCGAGGCGGCCCACGACGACGGCGGCGACGCGCCGCCCGGCUGCAGUUCGUCGUCCGCGGCGCUGGCGCCGCGGUCCAGGACGCCGGCGGCUCGGCGAGGCGUCCCCGACCCCGAGGCGCCGCGACGCGCGGGCUCGCGGCCGGUGGACAUCCCUAGGCCCGCCGCGCGCCCGGCGGCCCUCUGGAGCGACGACGACGGCGGCGGCGGCGUCGGCCGGAGCGGCACCAUGGUGCCGCCGCACGUGCUGGUGUCGCGGCGGCGGCCGGAGGGGGCGGCGGCGGCGUUCGCGCUGCGGUCGGGCCCGGGCCGGGCGCGCGAGCUCAGCCACCUGCGCAACUCCGUGCUGCGCAUGACCGGCUUCAUCGAAGGAUGACAAGGCUGACCCGUGCUCUGUGGUGCGUGGGCAAUUGUCUUCGCAGUCGGCAACUGGGCAUCGUUGCCUGUUUUGUUCGUAUCCGUUUCCCAGUGGUCCCUCAUCACAUUGCGUCUCGAUUUCUUAAGAGGAAGCUCUGACCAUGUUACUUGUGUGUUCAAUGCAUGUGUGGAGAAGUUUCCAUUGCUAAUUGUCACGGGAUUUAAACCAUUUUCGGUGGGUAACAUGUGUGUGUCCUUCGACCAAACAGGUUUACUAGUCUAGUCUGAAUGUCUGAUGAGUUGAACUCCAGUAAAACGUGCAAUUUAGCAGGC
This is a messenger RNA of Panicum virgatum (switchgrass), 898 nucleotides long. RefSeq lists its product as uncharacterized. Lineage: Eukaryota; Viridiplantae; Streptophyta; Magnoliopsida; Poales; Poaceae. The transcript has a single exon. Bases 168 to 584 code for a protein of 138 amino acids. The record is from RefSeq and is a predicted model, not a curated record.